UGCAUGCUAAUUAAUUAAGAAUGUUUACAAUUCUCAAACAACAUUGAUUACUUCUCUUAAGCUGAUCACCAUGAAGAGCUAGCUCCCCUUCUGUCUCUUUGUCUCUCUCACACACACGCACGACAUCCUAGAAGAUGAAAAUUCUGGCCUAGGUUUUGAUCGAGUCGAUUUGCUUUAUCUUCUCAGGAAUUAAUGGCCAAGAGACCAUUUGUGGAGUUCUUUCUACAGCUUAUCAACUUCAUCUUCUCCCUCUGUGGCCUUGGUGUACUGUUUUAUGGGCUAUAUUGUUUGAUCAGGUGGAAACAUACUUCAAUGCAUUCUCAUGAUGCUGACGAAACAAAGUAUGUGGUGCCCCAUCGACUAUUGCUAUCAACAUCGGAACUGCUGUCUGAUAGGCUUCCUACAGCUUGGUUUAUAUACAUUCUAAUCACAAUUGGUGCAGUCCUCUUCAUCAUUUCCUGUUUUGGAUAUGUAGGAACUGCAUCAAGGAGUCCUUGUUGUUUAAUAUCUUACUCUGUAUUCUUGGUGGGACUUGUCCUUGCAGAAUUAGGAGUUGCAGCUUUCAUGAUCUUUGAUCACAACUGGAACGAGGAUAUGCCUGCAGAUAGAAGUGGAAAUUUUCACUCCGUCUACUACUUUUUGAACAAGAACUGGACAAUCAUGAGAUGGAUUGCUCUUGUGGUUGUUAUUUUACAGGUUAUUGCUCUACUGCUAGCUUUGUAUCUACGGUAUGUGAUCACCCGAGCCAAACAUGUCAGCAAUGACGAUGAGAGCAUUGAUUAUUCUCGUAAAUUACGAGCAUUUGUUGCGAGGAAGAGUAACUAAGCCAGCAGCACACCCUCAACUAGUGGCAAAGAACAGAUUAUUAGUUUACUUGUCGCGGCAAAUAUUAUGUGGGAGGCUCGAUCAAGGAUGUUGGCUAAAGGGAAGUUUAAGAAUUUGUCAAAACACUUUAGCUCUUGUUUAUAGGUGGAAUUUACACCCUUCGUUGUAGCUUUGCUAAGUUUGCGUCUGUUCGCUACUGCUGUAUUUGAUGCAGUUGUAGUUGUAUCAGUGUUGGAGUGUAUUGUUACUAUAUUGCAGUAGUUGUAUGCUGCAGAGAAUAGUGUAGUUAGUUUAAGUUCUACUGUUGUUCGUAGCAGUUCUUGAGUAUCCUUGUUGGAAGUGUUCCAGUUUUCACUGGAGGGUUGUAUAUUGUUUUGGUUGGUUUAUAAAGUUUUAAUUCAUCCAAAAAUAUAUAUAUAUAUAUAUAUAUAUGUCUACAAUAUUGUAAAAUUAAUGUGGAGCGAAGAUGUUGAUCCCUUGAUCCUCA
Molecule: messenger RNA, 1312 nt
Organism: Alnus glutinosa
Lineage: Eukaryota; Viridiplantae; Streptophyta; Magnoliopsida; Fagales; Betulaceae
Product: tobamovirus multiplication protein 2A-like
Exons: 5
Coding region: 193-825 (210 amino acids)
Cellular component (GO): membrane
Source: RefSeq, a predicted model, not a curated record